Pomacea canaliculata is the source of this 1603-nucleotide messenger RNA. RefSeq lists its product as uncharacterized. Bases 127 to 720 code for a protein of 197 amino acids. The record is from RefSeq and is a predicted model, not a curated record. The transcript is spliced from 3 exons. Lineage: Eukaryota; Metazoa; Mollusca; Gastropoda; Architaenioglossa; Ampullariidae.
UAUUUCCAAAUUGAUUUCUAGCUUUCUAAAAUAUGUAAACUUAAAAUUUCAAUUUUCUUGAGUACUCACAAUGUAUGUACAACUGUUUCACGUUUUCCAUGUCUAUUUUAAAUAUAAAAGCAUGCAAUGGUUUUAAUCAUUAAGGUACUUCAAUGUGUGUUUCCUGUUCCCGUGUCUCGUGCAGCCAUAACAACCGUUUCACCUCCAACCCUUGACGUCACAAGUUCGACACCUGGGGUCACACGUUUUGCACCUUUGACACUUGACGUCACAAGAAUGGCUGUUAUAAUCGCAGGAUCGUUUUUGUGCGGCUGUGUUGUGACUGGACUCUGUGCGGCGCUUGUUCUGUGUUUCCGGCAUUCAGGAGCUUGCAGGAGGCUGACAAGUGUUCAAGCUACACAAAGUGGACGUCACGUAAGCCCACAAAGUGGUGACGUCAGCAUGGCAGAGGUCAGGGAGUCAACUCAGGCUUCGCCACCUGGCGCUGCUCAAAGUUCAGGAUCCGCUGAGGGUGCAGCAGGAGGUGAGCCACACCCUCAUCAUGAUGACGAUUUACAAGACUACGUCAACGCCAGGAUGGGUCAGAGCCUGGAGGUCCUCGUCCCACAGAAGAAGGGAAAUGCUUACAAACCUUUUCCCACGCGCUGGCCUCAGCACAAGGUCGUCACCGUCACCAAAGCGAACUUGUCUGACGAUGAAGAGUACGAAGAGAUGAUAUAACCUGUUCAACUCAUUCUCUACAUCAGAAAAUUAUCAUCGAUGUAAAUCGCCUGGUUGAUAAGGCACUGGGAUGUAUCAGGGGAAAACCCAAAAUUACCGACUUGCAAAAAAAAAAAAUGUCAGAUGCUGUUAUAUAACUGUAUUGCAUAAAAUUAUCUAUAGUCCUUUGUUUUUAAUAACAAUUUACGGCUAGUUAACGUGACAAUUGAAAAACCUCAAUUUUUCAUAGAUUUAAUAUUGAAGUAUCAAGAUAAAAAGUAAACCCACUAAUAGCACUGGUCAAUACAUUUUUACAAAAGUCCUGUUAUGGAAAUCAUUUCUUAUCCAUUUUAUGUGCCCAACACGAAUGUGACAAACAAGCUGCAACCUUUGCUCUAUUUUUUAAUCUGCAAUAAUUAUUGCACACUUCACAAAAUGUAUGCUAAUAGUAAUUGACCUGUAAUGCCUGUAAAAAAUCAUGACAUACACUAAGUCUGAGAUUUUGUUGCCGGUCUCUUCCACUGCUGUUCGGGAGCGUCUCUGGGGAAUGUUCCACGGUAGUCAGCCAACAUGGUAGUGGACAACUGACUCUUGUAUCUUUUUUCAUUGUUGGGAUAUCUUGAUGAAAAUAUUCACCGUGUUUAUCACUAACCAUACAACAGUUGCCAGGAAAGAAAUCCAGAUGGGAGUGAAGAAAGUGGAUCUUCAGAGACAUAUUGCAGCCAGGUUUCUGAUCCUGCAUCAACAUGUCUUCUACUAGUUCCUUGUAGUUUUCUGCCCUUGUUUUUGAAGAGUUUUAGACAUCAUAAUAAAUGUAUUGCAUAAAACUAACCAUUGUUCUUUGUUACUUUACUAAUAAUUAAUGUGAUCUAAAAAUAACCUUUCAGAGAUAUGAUCAGUUGUA